ACAUCCUUCACCUCCUGACAAAUACUUCAAGGAUCCUACGUGUGGAAAUGGAGAACUGGAACGGAACAAGCGGAUUUGCCCAGUACUCAAAUUUCCAGGUGGCAAACGAAGAUCUGAAUUAUAAAAUUCUUGUAAAUGGGUUCUCCGGAAACGUUUCCUAUGACGCCAUGGACAACGAUAACGGCUAUUUCUUUAGCACAUACGACAGAGACAAUGAUGCAGAUCUAGCUGAAAGCUGUGCCGAGACUCGCCAUAGUGGUUGGUGGCACAAAAAAUGUACUCGUGCCAACCUGAACGGCAAAUACCAGUUCGGAUGGGGAAAAGAGGAAAGGAAUAUAUUGGGUGCACUUUCCUGAUGACCAAGUGUAUUAUUCCUCGUUGAAGAUGACCAUGAUGAUGAUUCGAUAAACAUGCUUUUAUCAGGUUCUGGCUCAAUGGUUUCGUCUUAUCGGGUAUUACUCAUCAUGCCAUUUUGUUUGUGCUCAGAUAAAAAUUGUCUCUAUUUAUACAAUAUAUUUUAAACAUUCAUCCGCGAUGUGGCAGAAUACGCAAUGUGGUUUUAAACUGUGCAGAAGCAGAAUUAUAGCUUAUUAUUGCUCAAAAUGUGUGAAAAGGCUCAUAUCUAAUGUCCGUGAUACAUACCAGGAGUAGAAUAUUUCAACAAAUCUACCAGAAGCUAGGAUAAUAAACGGUAAAACUCUUACAAUGACCUCAAAUGAGCUUCGUUUUCCUCAAUGAUUUACCAAGGAACUCGUAGAGGGAAUACCUCUAAAUCUCAGUUUGUUACCGUAGUAAAUGUUUCGGAAAAAAGGAUCACGAUAUUAUCGAAACAGAUGUAUGAACCAUUAGUAUGUCUCGAUCCUAACUGAUUGAUGGUGCUACAAAAACUGCUUGGGCCCUGUCAGUAAAUCAUCGGAAGCUGAUGCAACGAAACGGGAAUGAGGUUUGCCCUUCCCAUGAGAGCUGAUACAACGACCCGUCUUACGACCCGUAAAACGGUGUAUGGCUGGAUCCAUACGGAGGAUCACAAUCAGUGUGCUUUGUAGCAUGUUUUACCGGGUUUAGAGGGCAUACCAUAAACAUGCAAGUAGAUACUUAAAGGUCCUUGAAACAUAUUAUUUCACUUUAUGUUAUUAGUACUGUCACCAUCCCCUCAAUCACUCAUUUAUAGUUCAAAUAAUAUGACAUACAGUUGUUCAUGUAAAAGUGGAGAGUAUAAAGUCACCUAACAUCUCAGGCCAGUGGGAGUUUCCCUUUAGCCUAGCGGUAGGAUGUUUGCCUUGACAGCGAAAGAUCGAAUUAUAACAAAUUAAAAUAAAAAGGUUUCCCUACCUGAAAAGCCAUGCUCACUUACAUAUAAGAGCACAACGGUACUCGAAGGACAGUAACUCUCAUGUUUACAGUGAAAGGGGAAACCCAACAUGGGGAACAUUCACCUUUUAUAACAUCUAAUCCUUCGCCUUUCUAUUCAAGACAGCAGUUAUUGGCAAUUUCAAAUCUCAAGACUUCUCGUAUAUAGAAAGUACUUAUGCAUGUGCUAAUAACAAAGUGUGACAGGUCGGCUCGUGUGUUAAAACACGUGAUAAAUCUAGUAAUAGUCGAUAUUUUGUAUUUAUUAAGCGGUAUUCUGAUGCAGGAUCGGCAUGAACUUAAACAAAUCAAGAUGACACAUCACUUAGGUUUAUGGUUACUCCUAAAACACAAUAACAAAAUUACCUUUAGGUACAAACACUGACUUUAUUGCCAUUUUUGUACAUUUCACAUAACAUUAUGCACAUGAAAAAAUGAGUACAACGCCGUACAAUCGGGUCCGGAUAAACAAGCAACUUAUCUAUAUAGUAAACAAAUAAUACCCGAAUGAACAUGAAAACAUUUGAGAUUAACAGCACUUUAUUAUAAUUAUUUGUUCAAUUUUAUCAAUUUUUUUUUUUUUAAUAUGCAAUUAAAUGAAUGGGGCAAAAAUACAACAUAAAGACAGUGAAACUAAACCUGAAAGUCGAAAGUCACAGUGUCUACGAUAUUAAUCUGAAAAAUAUGUCUAGUUUUCAGGCAAAUGUCUCUCAUUGACAAGUUGAAUAAAUGAUUUAAAAACAA
Messenger RNA from Pecten maximus, 2094 nucleotides. Its product is annotated as angiopoietin-related protein 7-like. Lineage: Eukaryota; Metazoa; Mollusca; Bivalvia; Pectinida; Pectinidae. Bases 48 to 356 code for a protein of 102 amino acids. The transcript has 2 exons. The record is from RefSeq and is a predicted model, not a curated record.